Messenger RNA from Pyricularia pennisetigena, 2610 nucleotides. RefSeq lists its product as uncharacterized. The coding region runs from base 1 to 2610 and encodes 869 amino acids. NCBI's taxonomy places the organism in Eukaryota, Fungi, Ascomycota, Sordariomycetes, Magnaporthales, Pyriculariaceae. The transcript has a single exon. The record is from RefSeq and is a predicted model, not a curated record. Gene Ontology annotation, molecular function: protein binding.
AUGCCAAUAUGUAGGUCCCGGCUCCAACCAUCGCGCGGCAUGGUUCUACGCGCCCCUCUUGCAAGACUUCGUCAGACGCUGCCUCGCCUUGUCCGACAAUAUGCCCAACCUUCAUACAUCGGAGCGGAUGCGAUGUCGACUGUCCCUUCUGCCGACAAGGGCGUUUCAACCGAUCAUCGGCCUCCAGAACCAGAGCCUCGUCACCCAAGGUCAGGCCCCCACGAAAAAAGGUCCUCGACGACCUCGUUUGCCGCGCGCCUCGAGAGCGCUCCCAUACGACCCCAUCCACCUGAACUGCCAGCCCUUGUCAUGCCAACGUUUCCUUCGCCCAUCAUGAUAGAAAUCAAGCGGAGCAGGUACAUGCAAUUCAAGAGUCUUGGCAUGCAGAACUUUAUACAGAGAAUCCGGGACCAGAGGAACUUGCGAGAUCCUGACUGGCGCGAGCUGCUCAUGGACCUGUCCGCCAUGACCCCGCGACGCAAUACCUGGCGCACCGUUGUCCUCGAGGCAUCAACCGCAACUUUCGAUAAGGAAAUUUUCUUGUCGUCAUCUGGUGAUUUUGGAAUCCGGACCAUCAUGGCCAAGAGUGGUUGUGCUAUUGCAACCGAUAUACGUCCCGCAAACAACGAAGGGGGAGGUGGAGGUGAAAAUGUUGCCAUUAUCGUCCAUGGCCCACCGUCUAGAUUGCAGUCUGCUAUUGAUAUGAUCCUCAACACGGUUGGGAAGGCUUCUGUCAAGGCCCUGCCUCCGGCCGUCAUAGCUGUUGAUUCUGUCGAUCCUCAUCAGGCCCGGCUCAGGAAAUCAGGGGCCAGUCAGUAUCACCAUGCCCCGUUCGACGUGGAAGAAGUCACUCGUCACUACGGCCCAACUUUCAAAUCAUGUCACAUAAAUCCCAAUGAUUUCCCCAUGCUAGAAGACAUUCCACGGCCCAGCAGUUGGACGUGCGAAAACCUGGAUUACUAUAUACAACAUAUCACCGACCCGAGGUUUGGUCCAGAGUAUGGUUCGCGUCGCGUACUUGACCGCCCCCGCAUUCGUGCCGUUUCAGAAAUACUUGAGGAAAUCUUGAACGACCCGGAAGCCAUCCCCUUCAUCACGCUCACCUCGUACCAUAGGGCACUGCACUUUGCUGCGCGCUGUCCACCGACUGUCAUCAACUACUGUGCACGAUUCUUCUGGCUUGGAACCCGAAACCCUAAAGGCCUGGUUACAACCGAGACAUUUAACAUUCUGCUAGAGGCCAGGGCGCGGCUCAAGGAUCUCGGCAGCUGCCAUAACUGGAUACGUGUCAUGCAUCGCUUCGGCUGCAUACCAAACCUCAGGACCUGGUUGAUCAUCAUGCGCUUAUUCGAAAGUGCCGAGAUCAGGCGUUAUAUUCUCCACAUCCUGGACGAAAAGGGCAUGCUCGACUCCCCAACUACCAUUCGCCAAAUAGCUGCCCUCAUGUUGUCUCAUGAUACGCAACUCGCAUUGGAACAGGGUUUUGAUUUGGACCAGAUACUUGCCAUGCAUGAUGCGCUGUAUGGCAGACGGGAAAACUGGCUUACGCGCAAGGGCGGCUUGGCUGUCAUCGAGGUCCUCUGCCGCCACGGCCGCUUUGAUGACGUCUGGACGGUGACUGAUCUCAUGGCCGCUCCUCACCGUCCGCCCGCCGCAAGACCCAGCGUCCGGACGUUAAACAGCCUGCUAGCCCACGCCGCCACCCACAGAUUGACCAGCUUUGCAAUCGACGCACUAGCGGUCUACUCUUCAAAGUACGGCGUCAAACCAGAUCGGCUUUCUUACAACCUACUCUUUAAUCUUUUCUGGAAGAGACAAAUGUCACUCGCUGUUGCAACCGUGUGGCACUUUGCCGUCUUGAACGGCAAAGUAUCCAAGAUAGAUUUAUGGAGUACCCUGGGUCGAACGUUGAACAGGUUGAAGCAGCUUGAUUCCCCACCGCCCAAGGCUACGGCUAAGCUCUCCAGGCGACAGAUACGGGCGGCUAAGGCUGGGCGGCUAGGCUCUCUGAUCAGUCCAUUUGUUGCCUCCUUGGCAUGGGUUAAGUCGAGUAUACCAAUCAAGAGCAAGUCACAGUCCAACAAAAAGCAUGCGUCCCGGCGCUCAAGUCUUGUGAAGACAGGCGAUCUGCUCAAGCCUGGGUUUUUUAAAACUUUUUUCCCCUAUAACAUGAAAACAUAUGCAUCUCGCUUGCCUGCUAGGCAUGCGGGUUACAUUCCCGCAGCCCCGCUCCAUACUCUUUUACACCUUGCGAUAAUGAAUGACAUCAGGGUACACAAUGCCAUCUCUUCUUUCGUUAGAUACGCCAAAGGUGACAAGGUCGACGCCACACCAUUCUCGGAAUCGCAAGACGAAAAUUGCACGAGGCCACCUUCCUCGAUGCCAUUGCGGGAAGAAAUGCCCAAGGAGCUUCUACAUGCGAACAUCGUCAUUCCGCUCCGACUCGGUGAACAGCCAGGCAAUCCAGAAGCUCAGGUAUCACGUCCGUCCCAUGAUCAUAUCAAACUGGAGGCGGACUACACGCCUCUCUACUUGAGUCGAAAAACCCGCGCCGAUGCGGAAAAACAAAGCGCGCACUCGUCGGGACAACCUGAAUCUCAAGCCGACUAA